CACCCCCCAACCACGUGACCGCCGGGUCCCGCGUUACGUGCCCAAGCCAGGCCACGCCCCCCGCCGGCUCGCAGCUCGGCGGAGGCCACGCCCCCACACGGCCACGCCCCCGUCCCAAUGCGUGCGGAGGGGCGGGGCUUGGUGACGCACAUGGGGGGGGGGCCGGGAGAUUUUCGCGCCAUGGGGGCGGCGGAGCCCGACCUUUACCGGGACACGUGGGUCCGAUACCUGGGUUAUGCUAACGAGGUGGGCGAGUCCUUCCGCCCACUGGUGCCCGUGACGGUGGUGUGGGCCAGCUACGGCGUGGCCACGGCCUAUGUGACCGCCGACGCCUUCGACAAGGGCCGGAGAGCUGCCACCGCCCACGCACAAGACCCAGCCCAGGCCACGCGGGUGGGGGUGGCCGUGGUGGACACCUUCAUCUGGCAGAGCCUGGCCUCGGUGGCCAUCCCCGGCAUCACCAUCAACCGGCUCUGCGCCGCCUCGCUGGCCCUGCUGGGCACCCUCACCCGCUGGCCGCUGCCCCUGCGCCGCUGGACCACCACCGCCCUGGGGCUGGCUGCCAUCCCCCUCAUCAUCACCCCCAUCGACAGGACCGUGGAUUUCCUGAUGGACUCCAGUCUCCGCAAGCUCUAUGGGGCACCGGGAGAGCCCCCAGCCCCACACUGAGGACCCCUGGUCUGGGGAAACUGAGGCACGCUGCUGAUUUUGGGGUGCUAUGACCCUUCUACUGUGAACCCUCGCACCGGUGGUGGCCCUGGAGUGGCCGCCCUGCCCCACGGCUGGUCCUAAUAAACCAUUUCAAGCCUGA
Molecule: messenger RNA, 811 nt
Organism: Tyto alba (common barn owl)
Lineage: Eukaryota; Metazoa; Chordata; Aves; Strigiformes; Tytonidae
Gene: MTFP1
Product: mitochondrial fission process 1
Exons: 4
Coding region: 118-669 (183 amino acids)
Biological process (GO): mitochondrial fission
Cellular component (GO): mitochondrion
Source: RefSeq, a predicted model, not a curated record